This is a messenger RNA of Centropristis striata (black sea bass), 3376 nucleotides long. It is a transcript of the gene prrg1, whose product is annotated as proline rich Gla (G-carboxyglutamic acid) 1. The transcript has 4 exons. Gene Ontology annotation, cellular component: extracellular region. Gene Ontology annotation, molecular function: calcium ion binding. Bases 207 to 842 code for a protein of 211 amino acids. NCBI's taxonomy places the organism in Eukaryota, Metazoa, Chordata, Actinopteri, Perciformes, Serranidae. The record is from RefSeq and is a predicted model, not a curated record.
UAUAACCCUACACUAACGGACAGCUUCGUAAGGAAGUAAGGGUCUGUAGUAUCCAGCGGAGGCUCUUUAUCUGCCUUUGUGUCGGGAUAUCCGGCCGUUUGAGUCAUGCGUCGCCCGUUAAAUCGCAUCCGCUGCUGGAGACGCACUGAUCCUACAAAUCAUCCCCGCCUGUCAGAUAAAUCACCCCAAACAGACUCGAAGGGAUCAUGGGGAGUGUGUUCCUGCCGGCGGACGCAGCCCAUUCGGUGCUGCACCGGCUGCGCAGGGCCAACUUCUUGCUGGAGGAGAUGAAGCAGGGUAACAUCCAGAGGGAGUGCCGUGAGGAGAUCUGCACCUAUGAGGAGGCCAGAGAGGCUUUCGAAAAUGACGAAAAGACGAGACGGUUCUGGGAGGAAUAUGUGCGGGAGAGCAGUCCAUCUGGAGGGCUGGAGACGGUGGUUGGAGGAGUCCACUCUCUUUACUUGAUCGUGCCAUUGCUGCUGGUUGUGCUCAUCAUCGCAGCCGUCGCCAUCACUGUGUGGCGAUGCCACUCCCGCAAGCGCUCGCAGCGCAGCCCCAGUCUUGGACAAUCUCACCAUGACCAUGUCUUGUCAGUGGUCUCUAUGGACCAUUGGGGGAGGGAUUACCACCAUGGUGACCAAUCAGAACUCAGCGUCCACAGCAGCCCAGCUUAUCCAGGCUCAGAGCUCACAUCAGGGAGAGGAAACGUUGGAGACCCACCACCAUCUUAUGAGGAAGCUGUGGGCCAUACAGACGUCCAAAUAGAGACGGAGCCACCGCCGCAGUAUGAGGAUAUAGUCAACACCAGCUCUACUAGUGUCAACGGUGGCCCUGGGAAGUAAACCUGUCUCUUACUUUCUCCCCAACAAAAGCCCUAACCUACACUAAGACCACCUGAUCAUUUCACAGUAUCACUGUUGUGGUAUCACCAGCCUUCCCCAAUCAACACAUACAGAAACACUAUUAACUGUCUGGUCAAUGGACUAAUGCAAUCUUUGCCGGAGCCAGCGCUGUUGAAAUUUGCACUAACCUUUCAUCAACGAGGUGAAGUGUCAGCAGGAAGGAUAUUGCAAUACCAAAACCAACAAACCUCUGCUGAUUUUCCUCAUCUAUGCUGUGAAACUAUAGCAAAUAAUUUAACUCGGCAGGCAUAACAAAUGUUGCAUGUGGCAUAAAGAACGAUGGGUUCUGAUUGUCAUAAUGAAGGACAACCAUUCCAAAAGUGUAUAUCAGAGUUGGAUCGAUGCUUUAUUGAUGGUCAGUGCCAAUUCUUUAGGUUUAAGUGGCCAAAAGCAAAUACUUUGCACUUUUUAAAAAUAUCCUUAAAUUUGACCUCUUUUUAAUAUAAUUGUGUAUAUUGCCUAUUUUGCAAAAAAAAAGAAAAAAGUCAAACUGCAUUGAGAGCAGAAAACAACAAUUCCAGUGAAACCCAAACAAAUUAAAUCUGCAUUAAACGAUUUUUGACAAGCAGGGGCAGAAAGAGAAAAUCAACCUUAUAGUAUCUUGUGCCUAACCUGUAAGCUUACACCUCUCUAGUUACAUCCAGUAGGGUCAUGUCUUGGUGGUAACCCUGGUGCACAAGACCUGCUGCCCGACCACCGAUUCUCAACUUUUCAAUGUCAAUGCCGAACCUCAACCAUCCUGUGAGAGUUUCGCAAAUCCAGGUUACCAUCUAGACGCCACCAUCCAGCAGAAACAGUACUAUGAGCUUUCUAAUGAAGUUUCAUUCCCCUAGCUAACUUGAGUCCAAUAUUGACGUGUGCUCUGGUUUUGUUAGCCAACUCCUGAGAAAAAUGUCUGGCUCUUUAGCCCUCAAUAACUUUCUUACAAAGUAAUUUAUUUUUACCUGUAAAUAGCAAAUCAAAUUUUGUGUAAUUGGCUGCCCACAGUUUUAUACUGAGGGUUAAAGGAAGCAUUGAGACCUGUGCAUUUAGUUAAGUUACCAGGCUACAGAAUUAGGGAUUAUGCUAAUCACAGUUCACCCAUUUGGGUCAGCUAAAGCUCUUACAUACUUUCAACGCAUGUGGAUAGCUGUAUCAAUAGCAGAGCCAUGAUGUUGUUUCAUGGACACAUGCAGCCAGUCUCCACCACUUAUUUAGCUGCAAGGUUGUCCGAUGUGUCUGCCUGUCAUACUGUUAAAAAGACGGCUGAUUUAACCCGCCAAUCAACAUUGGUAUAGUGGCACAAGUCAUGUAGCUCUCCGUUGUGAGCGAUGUCUAGUAGUUGCGCGUUAAAGCCACAAACUUUGCAGAAAAAAUAGCUCAUCACGAUACAUGUGCUAAUUUAAAUGUAUGUUUAAAAUAACUUUUUAAUUGUUCAAUUACUAGUGUUAAUCAUUCAAAAUUCUUCUUGUCAGUUUACAGUUGAGCGGUUAAUUAUUUCUAUACAGAACCAAAACUACUUGUCAUAAAACUGUGAAUAGCUGCAGAGUUAGUUGCUAAUUGUCUUUUUCACACAUAAUCAGUAAUUUGAUUCAUUGUUGAAAUAAAAAAAAAAUCACUUAAUGCAGGUUUAAAUAGUCAAGUUGCCAAACAAAUGCAUCCGUCCAACUUCAGUAUACACUGGUGAAUGUUUUUGAGUUUAAAAUUGAAGAUAUGACCAGCAGCUAUAAAGGGGGCGCUGUAAUGUUUUUUGUGUUGGUGAGUCAUAUGUGCUUAUAUUUUGGUAAUGCAUGCAGCUUGGUCUGUACACCUGAGGUUGAAUCUGGCUCUGCACUGUUUGUUGAUGGUCAGUGCUUGCUGGCCCAUGUCCCUCUCUGGGCUGUUGACAUUUGCUCAGAACCUGCUUUAACUGUGAAAGUCUUUCCCUUCUCUUUCCCCUGAAGCAAAUGUAACAUGUUGGAACUGACUACAGAGUCUUCUGCUGUGCCACUUUCACUAAAAGUACACUGAGGAUUUAUUCAAAUAGGUUUGCAGCUACACCAUAAAUGUAAGUUGUGGAGUGACUUGCACAGGAAUGUGGGACAGAAAGCAAUAGAAACAGAAGCUUCGGGAAAAGAAGUAUGUGAGGGGAAAGAUUCUGUCUUUAACGACACGAGGAACAGAGUUCACGUUGAGCAUGUGUAAUGUACCUGUAUAUACAUUUGUAUAGUCUGUACGUGUGAAAGUAAGUUACAGUGAGAUUGUUUUUUACUGCAUAGGGAUGCAGUGAAUGCAUUAACACUAGUGUAACUAUUAUACAGUAGGUUGUGGAUAAAUGAAGGCACUUUGUGUUUAAGCUCAAAAUGAGCUGCUUGAUGAAAACUAGGACAGGCUGGUUUGACGUCUUCAUCGUCACUCUCGGCAACUACGAUGUCACUGUAAUCCUCUGAAAAAAAGUGCUCAUACUCUAUAUGCAAUGUUGCUGCAUACACUAAAAACCAAAUAUAUCUGUCCAA